CUUUGUCCCUCCCUGGCUCCUUACUCCCCAGUGGGGUGGACACUCUGUAUGGACACUUUCAGCUUGGAAAUACUGGACUGUCCAUCUUCCCCUAGCUGCCUCCUGCUUCAGAAGAUGUCCUAGCCACCUGCCUCACUGGAUGGGUUAGGUGUCCCCCAGGGGUCUUCAUCUCCAGUACCCCAGCUGGCUCCCCUGUGCCUCUCCCCCUUGCUGAACACAUACACCCCGUUGUAAUAUCUGUUCACUCCCUCUCCCCUAACAGAUGCUAGCUCCUUGGGGGCCAAGGACUUGUCUCAUUUAUCUCUCUAUCUCCAGCACCUGCAUCCCCAGCACAGCAAUGCUUAUUGAUUGAAUUAAUUGUACUGUUUGGUGGGUGUUCAGGUCUAUUGCAAAAACUGUUUGGGGCCCCAGAGAUAGCUGGCUCAGGCCCAAGGAUGACAGAAGGAACCCAGUUAUGGAACCUCUCUGAUUAAUUAGCCACAGGGGACAUUCCAGUCAUGCCAACUGCUUUAUCACAUGAACUCAGAGAAGGGGUAGAAGCACCUCCCUCCACCCCACCUGCAGAGAAGGUGCCAGAGGCUUCUGAAAUUGCAUGAGCGCACCUCCAGUAUAAAUGGAAUUUCACAGGAUUAUUCGUACCCGUGUGUUUCUGCAUAUUAAUCUUUUGUGAACAUUUUGCCACCUCAACUGAUAUUGUCUUUGAAAUCUUAACACGGCAUGUCCCUGGGUAGUAGGACUCAAAAUGAGUUUUACUUUCUUUUUGGUAUUGUUUCAGCUUUCUACAUUGAGCCAGUAUCACUUUCAUACUAGGGAGAUAAAAAGCUACUUUUAUUUUAAAAUUAUUCAACAGGAUUUUUAAAAGACUGCCUAGGUUUCCAUUUUCGUCUUAUGAGGUCUCGGACAAAUCCAUUCCCCUAUUGGGACUCCUUUUCCCCAUCUGCAAAGGAGAAGGGGUUAGAAAGGGACUAGAAUUGGACUAGAUCAAUAUUUUCCACACUGAAUUUCAGCAGAGCUCCCAUGUCUCUCCCCUCUUCACCCAGAGCCCUGCGUUUUAUAUAGUGGAGUUACAAGGAAGAUUUUAUUUGCUGGUGUCCCGUGGAAAAAAAGUGAAAACCAGGGGACUAAAAAUUCUCUGAGAAAAUAAUUAAGUCCUGGAGAUGUAAUGUACCACCAUGGUGACUAGUUAAUAAUACUGUAUAUUUGAAAGUUGCUGAAAGUAGAUCUUCAAAGUUUUCAUCACAAGAAAGAAAAAUUGUAACUGUCUUGAUGGAUGUUAACUAGACUUCUUGUGGUGAUCAUUUUGCAAUAUAUACAUAUAUCGAAUCAUGUUGUACACCUGAAACUAAUAUGUUAUUUGUCAAUUAUAUCUCAAUUAAAAAAAAACAACUUUCUGAGGACACUUCUAGCUCUGGCGUUUGAGGAUUCUAAUAUUUGGCCAUUGUCUUUGAAGGCAAAGGCUUCCACCAGCUGACCCCAGGAUCUCAGCCAGGAUCUCCUCAGCUGGAUGAGCACUGACUGUUUCUAGAGCUGCUUCUGCUGGCUGAGGUCUUACGUUGUGACAAGAGGGAAACUUCUGUUCCUUGAGAGGGUGAACUGAUUGAUCUCUCUGGCUUUAACCUUGCCAAACAUAGUCAUUAAGCCUGGUACAGGCAUUUAGAAUCACCAUUCAGUUCCCAUCUUGUUCUCCUUUCUUGGUCAUUGAGAGGCAGCAUAGAUGGAUAGGGCUUUGGAUCUAACUAGGCUCGAGUUUGAAUCCCAGUUCUGCCAACUUGUUAGCUUUGUGACCUUCAGCAAAUUACUUAACUUUUCAGAGCCUGGUUCCCCGUUUUCCUUCCUGUAAGCUGGAUCUAAUUGGCCCUGUCACACAGAAGACUGGUGAAAUGAGAUAAUAUACGAAAAGCCCUUGAUGCCACCCUGAACACAGGGUGGACCAGCUGCUUUUCGAGAAGAGCCUUCAGACGGAUGCUGUGCACGCAUUGCUUCUACCUUCAUUCUUUCUAUAAGACUGUGCGUUCAUCAAGGGCAGAGACGUUAACCUUUGUCCAUAAUGUUGGGCACACAAUUGGGCUCAGCAAAUGUUUAGUGAAUUUCAAGCCAACAGGUGGGCGGUACAGACUGAAGACAGCUGUCCCUGGGCCCUUUCAUGAUAAACACUGCUGGAGCAGAACAGCUGGGGCCCAGGGGGUAAGAAGAGGUAGUCAUUCCUCAGUCUAGUGCUUCUCCCGUUGGCUUUGGAGGGCACAGGGGAGUCAUCUCAGCAUGACCUGAGAGCACUGUGACCCAAUUGGCCCAGUGAGGAUGGGCAACUCCCCACCAACACCUUACUUCUACCUGGAACAGGGCCAGCUCAACUAUAGCUGUACUGCUGACCCACUGUGGGACCCUGGGCAAGUCCCUGCCUUGUCUGGCCUCAUUUGGCCCUGAUGGCCCCUAAUGGCCCUUCCAGCACUUAAGUCCAGUGACCUCAUUUUCCUGGGCCUUUACAAGAGGUUGCUGGAGAGCAUUAGGGAACACAGUUUCCACUGCCCUAAGCCCCCUGUGAUGCAGUCCCUUCUCUUUCAGAUGCAUUUCAUCUUCUCAGAUGAGGUAGUGCUUCUCUUUGAUUUCUGGAGUGUCCACAGUCCUGCAGGCAUGGCCCUUUCGGUGUUGGUCGUCUUGCUCCUGGCUGUGUUGUAUGAAGGCAUCAAGGUUGGCAAAGCCAGGCUGCUCCACCAGGCCCUGACAAGCCUGUCCAUCUCCACCAGCCAGCAGCUCAUUGAAGAGACAGACCAGAAUUCUACAAGCUCAGACUCCCCCAACGUCAGCAGAACCCGCCUCAGGUGGUUCUUGUGUCACUUCGGCCAGUCUCUACUUCAUGUCGCUCAGGUGGUCAUCGGCUACUUCAUGAUGCUGGCUGUUAUGUCCUACAACACCUGGAUUUUCUUCGGCGUGGUCCUGGGCUCAGGUGUGGGCUACUACCUAGCCUAUCCACUUCUCAGCAUGACUUAGCUGGUGACAGCGUGCAGGCUCUGGGAGCUGGAGAGAGCUGGGGCCCCUCCUUCCAGACAUUGAACUUCCAGCCCCACAUCUCCUUUUUCUUCUGUUGGCUGUUCUCACGGCAUCCCCAGCUCCUGGAAACUUUCAGCUGAAGCCAGCACUUGCUCCCUGGAGUUGAGGCCACUGUAGCUCCUCAGCCAGGCUGCAGAGGGCCCAAACAUAGUGUUUCUGUGCCUUAAGAAGGGUGCUGUGACCAGAGGGUGAACGGAGAGACCAGAACCCGGGGGGCAGGUUUCAUGAUGAUGGCAGCAUCUGCAGGACCUGUUUCCCUUUCUUGGGGGGAGAGUGACAGCAGACUAAAGGCAGAAAAGCAGGACCGUCAGCAAGGCUUUCACCUAUCCUCCAAAUAGAGUGAGCUCCUCCCAUCAGAUAGCACUGCCUGCAGGAAGAUGAUACUUCAAUGGCUUUAGGUGUCAGGGAGCUCUUCAUGGCCUUAAUUCCCCCCUUAUCCUGAUCCUCCUUCUAUGCAAAACCAAGAACUGCACUGAAUAAUAUUCAAUACAAAUGUUCUUUAUUUAUUACUUACUGCUCACCCAUAAUGAUCUGGUAGGGAAACAUGAUUCAUCCAUUUAAAAUACUGAGUAAGCCACAGGGGGUACUGACUGAAGAUGCAAUAAAGCAGUCAAACCAAAGCAUUGCACUAGUAGAGUUAGGUGGGGCUCUUCAGAUACGUGAACCUUUUCACUUUCAAGAAAAGGAAAGAACAGACCCAGGGAGAGAAAAUCACUGCUGUAUACUGUAACGUCUACAUUCAGGUACCUCGUGGGCUAGAAGAAAGAUCGUCUGAAGCUUUGAGAAUUUAAAAAGAAAUAUAUUUUAAUAAAUAUAUAUUUUUAAAUAGUCUGUGACUGUUUU
Messenger RNA from Globicephala melas (long-finned pilot whale), 3891 nucleotides. NCBI's taxonomy places the organism in Eukaryota, Metazoa, Chordata, Mammalia, Artiodactyla, Delphinidae. The record is from RefSeq and is a predicted model, not a curated record.